Pteropus alecto (black flying fox) is the source of this 2676-nucleotide messenger RNA. Its product is annotated as calmodulin-binding transcription activator 1. The transcript is spliced from 6 exons. Gene Ontology annotation, molecular function: double-stranded DNA binding; transcription coregulator activity. NCBI's taxonomy places the organism in Eukaryota, Metazoa, Chordata, Mammalia, Chiroptera, Pteropodidae. Gene Ontology annotation, cellular component: nucleus. Gene Ontology annotation, biological process: regulation of transcription by RNA polymerase II. The coding region runs from base 81 to 2468 and encodes 795 amino acids. The record is from RefSeq and is a predicted model, not a curated record.
UUGCAGCUUAUUUAAUAACAUUUGAGAAACACGAAGAAUGGCUAACCACAUCCCCUAAGACAAGACCCCAGAAUGGCUCGAUGAUCCUCUACAACAGGAAGAAAGUGAAAUACAGGAAGGACGGGUAUUGCUGGAAGAAGAGGAAAGAUGGCAAAACCACCAGAGAGGACCACAUGAAGCUGAAGGUCCAGGGCGUGGAGUGCUUGUACGGCUGCUAUGUCCAUUCCUCCAUCAUCCCCACUUUCCACCGGAGGUGCUACUGGCUCCUUCAGAACCCCGACAUCGUCCUGGUGCACUAUCUCAACGUCCCGGCCAUCGAGGACUGUGGCAAGCCCUGCGGGCCCAUCCUCUGCUCCAUCAACACCGACAAGAAGGAGUGGGCCAAGUGGACGAAAGAGGAGCUCAUCGGGCAGCUGAAACCCAUGUUCCACGGCAUCAAGUGGACCUGCAGCAAUGGGAACAGCAGCUCGGGCUUCUCGGUGGAGCAGCUGGUGCAGCAGAUCCUCGACAGCCACCAGACCAAGCCACAGCCACGGACCCACAACUGCCUCUGCACCGGCAGCUUGGGAGCAGGCAGCAGCGUGCACCACAAGUGUAACAGUGCCAAACACCGGAUCAUCUCGCCGAAGGUGGAGCCGCGGGCGGGGGGCUACGGGGGCCACGCCGAGGUGCAGCACAACGACGUGUCGGAGAGCAAGCAUGAGCACGGCCACGCCAAGGGGUCGAGCCGCGAGAAGCGGAACGGCAAGGUGGCCAAGCCGGUGCUGCUGCACCAGAACAGCGCCGAGGUGUCCUCCACCAACCAGGUGGAGGUGCCCGACACCACCCAGAGCUCCCCCGUGUCCAUCAGCAGCGGGCUCAACAGCGACCCCGACAUGGUGGACAGCCCCGUGGUCACAGGCGUGUCCAGCAUGGCGGUGGCCUCCGUGAUGGGCAGCUUGUCCCAGAGCGCCACGGUGUUCAUGUCCGAGGUCUCCAACGAGGCCGUGUACACCAUGUCCCCCACCGCCGGCCCCAACCACCACCUCCUGUCGCCCGACGCCUCCCAGGGCCUGGUCCUGGCCGUGAGUUCCGACGGCCACAAGUUCGCCUUCCCCACCACGGGCAGCUCGGAGAGCCUGUCGAUGCUGCCCACCAACGUGUCCGAAGAGCUGGUCCUCUCCACCACCCUCGAUGGUGGCCGGAAGAUUCCAGAAACCACCAUGAACUUUGACCCCGACUGUUUCCUCAAUAACCCAAAGCAGGGCCAGACGUACGGAGGCGGAGGCCUGAAAGCCGAGAUGGUCGGUACCAACGUCCGGCACUCGCCACCAGUAGAGAGGGGCUUCAGCUUCACCACCGUCCUCACCAAGGAGAUUAAGACAGAGGACACGUCCUUCGAGCAGCAGAUGGCCAAAGAGGCGUACUCCUCGUCUGCCGCGUCCAGCUCCCUCACCUUGACCGCAGGCUCCAGCCUCCUGCCCUCAGGCGGCGGCCUGAGCCCCAGCACCACCCUGGAGCAGAUGGACUUCAGCGCCAUCGACUCUAACAAGGACUACGCGUCCAGCUUCAGCCAGACGGGCCACAGCCCCCACGUCCACCAGACCCCCUCCCCCAGCUUCUUCCUGCAGGACGCCAGCAAGCCCCUCCCCCUCGAGCCGAGCGCCCACAGCAGCCUGAGUGACUCUGGGGGCGCCUUCGUGAUGCCCACCGUGAAAACGGAGGCCUCGUCGCAGACCAGCUCCUGCAGCGGCCACGUGGAGACGCGGAUCGAGUCCACGUCCUCGCUGCACCUCAUGCAGUUCCAGGCCAACUUCCAGGCCAUGGCGGCGGAAGGCGAAGUCAACAUGGAGACGUCGCAAGUGGCCGAAGGGGGCGAGGGCCUGAUCAAGUCCGGGGAGCUGCAAGCCUGCAGCUCGGAGCACUACCUGCAGCCCGAGACGCCCGGGGUCAUCCGCAGCGCCGGGGUCCCCAUCCUGCCGGGCGGCGUGGUGCAGGGGCUGUACCCCGCGGCGCAGCCGGGCCUGGGCGGCGCCUCCAGCAUGGAGCUCAGCCUGGACCACUUCGACAUCUCCUUCAGCAACCAGUUCUCCGACCUGAUCAACGACUUCAUCUCCGUGGAGGGGGGCAGCGGCACCAUCUACGGGCACCAGCUGGUGUCGGGCGACGGCGCGGCGCUCUCGCAGGCGGAGGACGGGGCCCGCGCCCCCUUCGCCCCGGCGGAGAUGUGCAUCCCCUGCUGCAGCCCCCAGCAGGGGGGCCUGCAGCUGAGCGCCAGCGAGGGCGGGGCCGGCACCAUGGCCUACAUGCACGUCGCCGAGGUGGUCUCGGCCGCCUCGGCCCAGGGCACCCUGGGGAUGCUGCAGCAGAGCGGACGGGUGUUCAUGGUGACGGACUACUCCCCGGAGUGGUCUUACCCAGAGGUAAGCGGCUGCCGCCUUCGCCGCCCCACGCCCGCCUGGCCUGCUCACCCGCCAGCUCUCCGCUAGGGGGAGCUCGCUUGCAUGGGGCUUUCGGGACCGCACGGGCCAGGCUGUCCCCUCCCUCUGUCCCCAGGGCACUUGGAAUACCUCCACCCCUCUGAGCAGUGGGUCCCAGUCUUCACCCGAGCAAGUAGCUUUAAAGUCAGGGGCCCUCCCAGCUCUAGCCAGGGCUGUCCGCUGUCACCUGGCUCAUGUGUUAAGAUCCCACUUACGU